AUGGCGCCAGGAGUCAUUUCGGGCUUUGACGCGAGUAGGAGUCCUAGUCAGGGCUAUGAAAUCGACAAAGAAGCCAUGUUCGAUGGGUAUAGUAGGAAGAUCAAGGUACUGACUAUAGGGGCUGGCAUAAGCGGUAUAAUGAUGGCCUAUAACAUCCAAAAGCACUGCCCGAACGUCGAACAUGUGGUAUAUGAGAAGAACUAUGAUAUAGGCGGUACCUGGUUGGAGAACAGGUAUCCAAACUGUGCAUGUGAUGCGCCGAGUCAUGCUUAUAUAUUCAACUUUGCUCCUAACCCCGAAUGGAACAACGUCUAUUCAUAUGCCACAGACGUGUGGGCGUAUUUAGACAGAGUGUGCAAGGUCUUUGACCUUCGCAAAUAUAUGAUUUUCAACACGAAGAUCACAGGGGCAUACUGGGAAGAGUCUUGCGGCCAGUGGAGAGUGACACUCAGCCAGACGGCGGCAGAUGGAUCCAAGAAAGAUAUAGAAGAGUGGUGCCACGUUUUACUGAAUGCCUCGGGCUUCUUGAACGAGCAUAAGUGGCCGAAUGUUCCUGGUCUAGACAGGUUCAAGGGAAGAUUGAUCCACACCGCAGCAUGGCCGAAAGAUUACCAAAAGGAGGAGUGGAAUGGAGAGAGCGUUGCAGUCAUUGGCAGCGGAGCUUCAAGCAUCCAGACAGUGCCGGGGAUGCAGCCAUACGUAAAACAUAUUGAUAUAUUCGUGAGGACGGGUACAUGGUUUGCAACCAUUGCAGGAAACAAGGGUGACAAUGCAGCCUAUUCCGAAGAAGAGAAGAAGAGAUUCAGAUCGGAUCCGCAGGCGCUGAUUGAGCACUGCAAGUCCUGGGAAGACCAGAUCAAUGGCAUCUGGGGGAUGUUCUAUACUGGGAGCCCGGCACAGCAGGCUGUCCGUAAGAUGUACGAGCAGCGAAUGGCCGAAUGCAUCAAAGAUGAACGUCUCUUAAAGGGAUUCAUGCCUUCGUUUGGCGUGGGAUGCCGUAGAAUCACCCCUGCAGAUCCGUUUAUGGCGGCGAUCCAGCAAGAUAACGUUGACGUCCACUUCACGGCUGUGGGCGAAAUCACAGAAGACGGGCUGGUUGGCGCAGACGGUACUAAGAGAAGGGCAGAUACGAUCAUAUGCGCCACAGGCUUCGACACUUCGUACCGACCAAAGUUCCCGUUUGUCGGCCAGGGAGGCGUCGAUCUUCGUGAAAAGUGGGAGGCUCACCCAGAGUCGUAUCUUGGCCUGGGAGUGCCAGGGUUCCCUAACAUGGUAUCCUUCUUUGGCCCAACAUGGCCCGUACAUAAUGGGUCAGUCGUCGGUCCACUGAUGGAAGCCGGUAGGUAUGCGGUCAAAUUCAUCCGCAAGAUUCAAAAUGAAGAGAUACACUCGAUCAGCCCGCGACAGGACGUCACCGACGCCUUCAACGAGCAUGUCCAGGCGUGGAGCAAGCACACUAUCUGGACAGAUAGCUGCCGGAGCUGGUACAAGGAUGAAAAGACUGGACGGGUGAAUGCGAUCUGGCCGGGCAGCUCGGAGCAUUUCAUUGAGCUGAUCAAGCAGCCCCGGUUUGAAGACUACACAAUCACCUAUCGGAGGAAGAACAUGUGGAGUUUCCUAGGGCUGGGAAAUGUUCCUGCGAAUAUCACGGAGGGAGUCGAUCGGAGUCCGUAUCUCUCUGUGGAUGAGAUCGAUCCUCGCUGGCUGGCAGAGAUCUACGGGGAGCGACAGAACUAG
This is a messenger RNA of Nannizzia gypsea CBS 118893, 1737 nucleotides long. Its product is annotated as 4-hydroxyacetophenone monooxygenase. Gene Ontology annotation, molecular function: flavin adenine dinucleotide binding; N,N-dimethylaniline monooxygenase activity; NADP binding. The record is from RefSeq and is a predicted model, not a curated record. The coding region runs from base 1 to 1737 and encodes 578 amino acids. Lineage: Eukaryota; Fungi; Ascomycota; Eurotiomycetes; Onygenales; Arthrodermataceae. The transcript is spliced from 7 exons.